Molecule: messenger RNA, 1595 nt
Organism: Protobothrops mucrosquamatus (brown spotted pit viper)
Lineage: Eukaryota; Metazoa; Chordata; Lepidosauria; Squamata; Viperidae
Gene: CCNP
Product: cyclin N-terminal domain containing 2
Exons: 10
Coding region: 1-1317 (438 amino acids)
Biological process (GO): regulation of cyclin-dependent protein serine/threonine kinase activity; mitotic cell cycle phase transition
Cellular component (GO): centrosome; cyclin-dependent protein kinase holoenzyme complex; cytoplasm
Molecular function (GO): cyclin-dependent protein serine/threonine kinase regulator activity
Source: RefSeq, a predicted model, not a curated record
AUGUUCCCAGAGGCUCCGCGGCAAGUCGGAAAGAGGGCUGGGGCUCCCCUGUCCUUGAAGGAGCUCCAGGACUCCCAGUCAGCCGGCUGCCCUGGUGCUGCCUGCUUGCCUUUGCCCUGCAGCCUGUGCAGGGUGCCUCCCGUCGGGCACUCCUGCCCAGUCCCUCCUGAGAGCAGGCUGGUGGGUGUUUGGGCGAAGGCCAUGGCAGGCCCCGAGCGGAGGCCCCGGACGCUGCAGCUGCAAAGAGCCGCUCUCUCGGCGGGGGCCUUGCUUGUGGGGCAGACCGUGGAUGAGAAAAGGGAGCCUUUGAAAAGCAAGAGCAACGAAGGGCAGAGCACCGAAAAGGCAUCUGGGAAGAAAAAAGGCCUGCAAAGCUAUGAAGAGCAGGCAGAGAAGCGGGGGGGAGCCCUUCCGACCUCCCUGUCUCCCCCCUCUCCCCCAGUGGUCCCAGCCUCGCUGGCCCAGGAGCUGCCCCAAGCCAUGCUGCGGAUGGACAUGGCCCUGGAACGGGAGUACGCCCUCGACAUCUUCAGCAACCUGAUGCGGAAGCAGCCGUCCUAUGCCUUCCACGGCUUUCACCUGCCACGGUCGGUGACGGUGGAGAUGAGAGCCCUUCUGGUGGACUGGCUGGUGCAAGUACAUGAGUAUCUGAAUCUGGCUGAUGAGACCCUCCAUCUGGCCAUCCAUCUCAUGAACUCCUAUAUGAGAGCAAGCCAUGUCAGGAUCCCUCACCUGCAGCUCCUCAGUGCCACCUGCCUCUUUCUGGCAUGCAAACUGGAGGAACACACCUGUCCAGAGCCAGCCCAGCUGUGCUUCAUGAUGGAAAACUCCUGCAGCCGAAAGGAUCUCCUGCGAAUGGAACGCAAAAUCCUGGCCCGGCUCGGGUUUGAGCUGCACUACGCCAACCCCGUCCACCUGUUCCGCCUCCUGGCAGAAGCAGCCCAUUGCACCUUGGAGGUGAAGUUCUUGGCCCUCUAUUUCCUGGAAACUUCUCUGCUGGAGGUGGACUGCCUGUGCUUUGAGCCCGCUCAGUUGUCCUUUGCGGCUUUGUCUCUGGCACACCGGCUGACGUGUGAAGCCAGAAUCAAAGAAAUGGAUGCAUUUCAGGAACAUGUUCCAAAGUUCCAUGUGUACAGUGAGGCUGAGCUGUCGGCUGUCUUUCCGUACAUGGCCAAGGCGGUUUUGCAGGGGGGCAACGCCUCCCUUCGUGCCAUCUUCCUGAAAUACUCCAGGCCACAGAAGCUUUGUGUCAGCACCAACCCUGCCAUUGCUGCCUCUAAGUUCCUGAGCCACUUCCUGAGGGAUCCCACCCAAUGAAGGAGGAGGAGGAGGAUGCUGGGGUGAUGUGUGAACUGUCCCUUCCCACUGCAUGUGGGAACAGGGAGUGCAGGGAAGCCAAGCAUUGUCCCAGGCUUGACUCGGCUCAGAAGAUUGUGGGGCCCCUUCUCUCCUCUUCUUCCUUCACACAGGAUGUUUUCUCACUUCAUCCUUGUCUGUCUUUCUGUCCCACCCUCUCUCUGAGGUCUUGAGUCUUGUGCAACCCCCCCUUGACUAAAAACAAAAAAGAGAUUGUAAGCAAAGGGGCUUCAUAUGUC